AUGGCAAAUCCGUGUCCUGCAUUGCAAUUCCAGGAGAUCUGGUCAUCGGCGAUCACGAGAUAUAACCAAGACACUAAACGCGACUAUCUUGAACGUGGGCUGGAGGCAGAUUCCCCCGAUGCCCUCUUUGUCAUCCUCGACAAGGAGCUGAACCGAUUCAAGGAGUAUCGGAAGAGGGGGGGAAGAGUACGGCAUGUGAUACGGUCAGUACUGGAACUGGUGAAUAUAUCAUCAGGUGCGAUCGGAGAUAGUCUCGCGACAGCAUGUCCGCCAGCGAAAGCAGUUUCUAUUGCUGUUUGGGUAUUGCUCAAGGCUGCGAAAGACGUCAGUGGACACUAUGACAUGAUUAUCGACAUGUUUGAGAAGCUCAAGGGCUUUAUGGGAUGUUUGGAUAGAAUCAUUGUCGGCAUCCUCGCCCAGGUGCUCGUGGUGCUUGGAGUAGCCACCAAGUGGAUGAAGCAAAGUCGUCUUGUCCAAUACUGGAAGGUCCUGUUCGGGAAUAACACCGAAGUGUCGGAUGCGAUGGGCGCACUGCGGAUCCUAUCCAGCCAGGAGGUUCCGAUGGUCACUGCAGUGAUAUUAGCGACGACAACUACAACCUCACAGAAUAUACAGGCGUCAGAAGCUGGCAAUGGUAAAACGAUCAUCUGCUCGACCGUCAUCGAAGCUCUCAAACGUCAAUCCAAUUCCUCCGUCGCAUUGGCCUACUUCUACUUCAACUUCAACAAUUCAGAUAAACUGAUCUAUCGGUACAUGCUCCAUUCACUCCCAACAGUGAACGAGCUCCUCAAUGUGCUCAAGAAGACCGUUGUCCUCUCCAGCCAUACAUACAUCGUUCUUGAUGGACUGGAUGAGUGCUUUGGAUCAGAUCGGACGAACGUGCUCGAAUUUUUGGCCGAAAUUCAGAGCUGGAAUCUGCAAUCUCUUCACGUCCUAGCUGCAAGUCGGCCUGAGCAGGAAAUUCAAGAGAAAAUGGACUCAUUUCCCAGGGCUCGUCAUGUUGAUCUUCAAGGCGCAACGUCGGGUAUUGGCCAAGAUGUUGAGCUGUUCAUCGCGGCUCAACUAGAGAAGGAUUCCCAUUUGAAGAAAUGGGAACUAAAAGAGAAAAAUUUGAUCAGACAUACUCUUAUCACACAUGCAGGUGGCAUGUUCCAGUGGGUGCGCUGUCAACUGGAUAGUUUGCGACACUGCUUCACAGUCAAUGAUCUUGAGGCGACUUUAGAAAAUCUGCCGAAAACGCUGGACGAGACCUAUGAACGCUUACUGUUGAACAUUCCAGAUGACUGCCAAGAGAAAAUCUAUCGAAUCUUGCAAUUCAUCUGUUUCUCAAAACGUCCGAUGCUUCUUGGUGAACUUGCUGAGGUCGUCACGGUGGCGAUGGAUUCCGAAGGAAAUGCGCGUUACAACUCUAGAAAUCGCAUGCGCGAUCCGUCGGAUGCGCCCACCAUAUGUGGCAGUUUGAUCUCUGCCAUUCCCGACAAUUUUGACUAUUUCAACUAUCGCGGCGACCAGUGGAAACCUGAAUCUUCUUUCAACACACUUGCAGCCCGAUUCAUCCUGUUCUCGCACUUCUCUGUUAGAGAAUACCCGAUGUCUAAACGGGUUCGCACAGGCGAAGCAUCGAGCUACAGUGUGAAUGCGGAGUUGGCCAACGAGUCAAUUGUCAUGACAUGUCUCGCGUAUCUCAUGCGAUUCGACACAGACGGGUUAGAUGGGACACGGAUGAGAGAAGAAAAUGAUGCUGCCUUGGCACUAUAUGCGGCACAUCAUUGGGUCUUCCAUUUCCAGAAGCGGAGACCAGAUGUCCACCAGCCUCUACAGCCUCUAGCUCGAGAGUUCUAUCAUGUUGACCGGCAAAAAUCCCUUCUGAAUUGGGUCAGGAUAUACGAUCUAGACAAACCCUAUGAUUCCCCAGAUUGGCAUCGUGCAGUCAAAACUAUCCCUCACCCUCUGUACUAUUCAUGCAGCGCAGGGUUUCUAGACGUAUCAGAAUGGUUAUUGAUCGAAGGUGCUGAGGUCAACGCUCAAGGAGGUUUGUAUGGGAAUGCACUGCAGGCGGCUUCAUACCGUGGUCAUGAAGCCCUUGUGCGACUGCUACUGGAUCGAGGUGCCGGGGUCAACACGCAAGGGGGACACUACGGGAAUGCACUACAGGCGGCGUCUCUCAUUGGUCACGAAUCGAUCGUACAACUGCUGCUAGAUCGCCGUGCAGAUGUCAAUGCGCAAGGAGGAGAGUGCGGAAACGCACUACAAGCCGCGAGUUCUCAAGGCCACGAAGUCAUUGUACGACUGUUGCUGGGUCGAGGUGCUGAGGUCCAUGCACAGGGAGGAAAGUAUGGGAACGCACUGCAGACUGCGUCGUGCGGAGAAGACUAUAGGAUGCGGCGCCCAGUCGCUAACGAUGGCCAUAAAGCCAUCGUUCAACUGCUGCUGGAUCAAGCAUCACAUCGUGGUAACGAAGCAAUCGUUCAAGUGCUGCUGGAUCGAGGUGCCGAGGUGAAUCGAUGGGCCGGUAAUGCAUUGCGGAUAGCGUGUCUUGGCGGUCAUGAAGCCCUCAUGCGACUGCUGCUGGACCGAGGUGCUGAGAUCAACGCGCAAGGAGGACGGCAUGGAAAUGCACUGCAGGCAGCGUGUCUCAGUGGUCACAAAGCUAUUGUGCGAAUACUGCUAGAUCGAGGCGCGGAAGUCAAUGCGCAAGGAGGAACGUAUAAAAGCGCGUUGUGGGCAGCGUUGGCUCCCGAUGAACGAUGCCAUCGCUUUACAGACCACAAGCCGAGUAAAGAGGUCACGAGGGUCCUGUGCCAGGCCUUACACCAUGCCGUCCGAGGCACAUUCAGAGGAGUACAUCUAUCGGCUGCCACCGGAAACGGAUCCGAGGACGUUCAGAAGGGAUGUGGCGACUCUAAAACCGCGCAGUAG
Molecule: messenger RNA, 2919 nt
Organism: Heterobasidion irregulare TC 32-1
Lineage: Eukaryota; Fungi; Basidiomycota; Agaricomycetes; Russulales; Bondarzewiaceae
Exons: 10
Coding region: 1-2919 (972 amino acids)
Molecular function (GO): protein binding
Source: RefSeq, a predicted model, not a curated record